AUUCCACGAUAACAUUAUGAAUGGGCGGGACAGAAAUGCACGGAGCUACGCGGUAAAUGCUGAUAGAGGCUUUUCAUACAUAAACAAACACACAGAGAGGGAAAACUACGUCAUAAAAGACCUAACGUCGUCACUCAAACACUGCUGCACCUCCCUGUAAUCCGACUCCCCUACCCCUGAAAGAAUAUCCCCUUCACACGAACACAGAAAGCGGGAAGCGAAUGCCCAGCUGGAGGCGUAAGUGCGAGCGAGCCGAGCAUGUCUCAUCUAGCACCAGCAGCCCGCGUCAGUCAGCCAGCAGCCUCUGUGGUGUGAGGGCACGUGCCGCCUCUCGCCUAACACGUAUUUCCCUCCCACACUGACCACCUCUGAUCCUCGCUUUCUUAUGAGCAUCAGCCACUCCCCGCCGUGCACUGCGUCCCCCCGCGUGAGCUACAGCGGCGGUUCCGGCCCGAGGUGGCGAGACAGGCGACGGUGAAUUUUUGAGGUGCCCCGGGCGCUGCGUCCCCUCUGCCGCCCUUCUGCUGCGCUCCCCUCACUGGCGCCCACUCACACCGUCACGGCCGCCUCCCCGCCGCCACCCUGACCUGACCCAGCCCCCCACGCCCGCACACCGCCACAGCACACAGACAGACACAGCCACUCACGCCUUUAGGAACGCAGAGCCCCUUGGUUACCCUGCCAGGCCAGCCACAACAGAGAGCGCCCCCCCCUCCCACCCAGCGACCCCAACAGCUGAUUCACGUGACGCUCCCCUCCCCGCCCCCCGCCUCCCCUCCUCCUGCCAUCCUGCGGCCACUCUCCCACCCACACCGAGCUGCCCCCCCUUCACCAGGCCACCACGCCCCCCACCCCCACGCUGCUGCCCCCCUCGCCGCCCACGUGCCGCCCAGCCGCCCACCUGUUGAGUUCGGAGAGCCGGCGGCAGCGGUGGAGGUGGAGUCAAGCCGCUGUUGCCGACCGUCGCUGCGACGCAUGUGUGGCCGGCAAUGUCCCGUGCGAGGCGGCGCACCUGCCAGACAUGCUGACGAGUAUCGACUCGGGCACAAGUGGGAGCUGUGACCUGCCGGAGGAGUCCCUCAGCGACCACUACGACAUCCUCAACAUCCUCAGCUAUGGCAGGAUGGGCAAGAUCUACCUGGCUGCCGAGAGGGUGAUGGGGGCGGAGGUGGCGCUGAAGGCAGUGUGUCGGGACAUGUGCCGGCGGAGGGACAUCCAGCGGGAGUACCACUAUGCCUCUCACCUUGACCACCCUAACCUGGAGGCUGCUACCGGCAGGCUCUUCCAGACGGACCUCUACUUCGUGUACCCCAUGGAGUAUGCUCACUAUGGGGACCUGGCCUCAUACCUCAGCUCUCGGACCAUUGAGGAGGUGCCAACACGAUGGGUGGCGGAGCAGGUGGCCAGCGCUCUAACUUAUCUCCAUGGCUUCCAACUGGUUCAUGGGAAUGUCAUGCCUGCCAACAUCCUCAUCUUCAGACCCAACCUUUCCCUCGUCAAGCUCACCGACUUUGGCUCAACCUGCCGCAGCGGAACCUUCGUGCGCCGUCAUGUCUUCAGCGGUCCCUACACCCCCCCUGAGCUGUGCCGGACUGAGGGCGUUGAGGGUUUCUACACCGGCACCUCCCUUGACUCCUGGGCCCUCGGCGUGCUCAUCAUCAACUGUCUCACCGGCAACAAGCCCUGGAGCACCAGUGAUGUCAGUGACCCGGAGUAUGCCGCCUUCAGGAGCUGGCAGAGGGCAAAGUCUAUUCGAGUGCCCAGACCAUUCAAGAGGUUCACUGUCCGCCUGCUUCGUCUGGUUCGCCGCCUGCUAGAGCCUCGGGGUUGGUCACGCUACCCAGCAAAGGAAGUCUACAAAUACCUCGAGGAUGACUGGCUGAUCAAGUCUCGUGACAGAAGCGACAGUCAUGACUUUGACUCGUCACUUGUUCCUCUUCAAAGCUCCCUCCUGCAAGGAAGGAGCACAAGUAUGCCCAAAGAUCCUCCACACCAGAAGCAGCAGUCUGAGGACCCUGAGAAACAGCCUCCAGAGAGAGUUUCCAGUCCACGAAGGUUCUUUGCUGAGCUGCUGCGCUUCAGUUCCCCCACCAUGUCCACAAGGCACCACCGCAAGUCUCAUGCUUGGCACCAUUCCUCCUCCUCCUCCUCUUCAUCUUCAUCCUUCACUUGGCUCAAUUCCUCAUCAUCAAAUUCUUCCUUCAGUACCUCCACCAACUACUCCUCUGUGUAGUGGAGGAACAUGACGCCAGUCACUGUGGCUGGAUGAAGCCGAGUGUGGACACCCAACGAGUGUCUGAGUUUUACCUUCUUGACUUCACAAAGCGGACGACAGUCAGACUUUCUUUUAUUGGGAUGACGCUGAUAUGGGACCAGCUAGGAAGAAGCUCUUAUUGUUUUAGUGUAUGAUUGCUUUUAACUGUUACAAUACUAUGAAGGAAUAUGAAAGGAUUGUAAGAAACACACACACACACACACACACACACACACACACACACAAAUAAAACGUGUUCUAAAGUUUAUGAAACAGGAAUGAAAUCAGGAAUCCCAUUAGGGUUUAUUU
Messenger RNA from Eriocheir sinensis (Chinese mitten crab), 2563 nucleotides. Its product is annotated as serine/threonine-protein kinase SBK1-like. The transcript has 4 exons. Gene Ontology annotation, molecular function: ATP binding; protein serine/threonine kinase activity. The record is from RefSeq and is a predicted model, not a curated record. NCBI's taxonomy places the organism in Eukaryota, Metazoa, Arthropoda, Malacostraca, Decapoda, Varunidae. The coding region runs from base 1022 to 2233 and encodes 403 amino acids. Gene Ontology annotation, biological process: peptidyl-threonine phosphorylation; peptidyl-serine phosphorylation.